AUGAGGAGCGGCUGUGCGAAGCGUGCGAGUCAAGGAUUGGCUGUUACGGUCGCGGCAUUCUUUGACCACCAAGGUUGCUUAUCUAAACCUGAAGGAUGCAGUUUUCACCGUUUAAUAGUCAAGUUACCGGCAGAGCUGAAUGCGAGUAGUACGGAGGUCGAAUUGAUAGUAGCAUUGGAUAGUGCGGACCAGACGGAUGACGGAUGCUCGCUGAUAAACGGGCCAGAGAGUAUUUCUCCUGGUUUCGAUUGGUUCAAAUAUCCCAACAAGCUGCAGCUUGCGGCUUGGUCAGAAAUGAAUGCCACGGUUGCCGACGAUGUACUGAGCCGGUUCGUGGAGUUCGCGUGUCGGAAUAUACUCUGUCACCAUCCCGGGAACAUCGUCGACAAGGACCUGGAAGUUCAACUUGCCGCUGAGGUGGCUGGCAAGUUCGGCACCCAGCUCAAGGUGGUGGUCUCGGGGGAAGACGGUACGGAAGGUGGCAGAUCGGCUCCGCAAAUGGCGGGCCGGUCCGCCGCGACUGAGUCGCUGGAAACUUCACUGGAGGUCUCCUCCUGUGCACCAGCGUCGAGACGCGAGUACUGGUCCAACGUCACGGAGUACUGGGCCGACAGAAAUCGGGUGGCGCUGCAUGGAGCGGACGCGCCUCCUGUAAACGAUGAGCAUGGAGAUGAAGCUGUUCUCCUUCAGCCGGCAGCCGCGGAGACAGCUGUCGCGGAGACGGCCGGGGGUUUCCGUGCAUUCGUGUGCCGCUGCGGAAGUGCUGUUGUCGAGGCCUUGAACAGACACCCGGCGAUCUGUAGUGUCGCGCUCACGGGCGGGAUGGCGCUCUGUUUCGUUGCUGCCUACAAGAGCUACAGCGCUGCACGCUCAAGGCGGGGUGCGAUUUGGAGGGGCGGGAGCGACGAUGCUCGCGUGUGGCCGGACCACGCGUGCUUUUUGGACCAGUGGUGUGAAUCACUCGACUGCAUGGCCGACAGCAUGGUGUGCCAGAGCCGGGCUGGGCCGGUGCCUGUCUGGUUCAACAAGCCGUGUGCCAACCUCAUGGACGUCGGCACUGAAGCUUUAAGUAACUGGUUCGACAGCGCCCUUCAGUCGGCCCACUUCAAGAGAAAGGGCCGUAGCUGGACGCAGGUCAUCAAUAGCAGUCCCACAGGCUUGAUGGUGCGACAGUUUGCCCGCAAUGACACCGAUCAUAUGUUCGUCGCCAACCUCGUCUGCUGUGCAAUUGGCCAUGACUCCACCUGCUCCCACCCAGAUCAGCCAGACUCCAUCGAAAUGUAA
Messenger RNA from Gregarina niphandrodes, 1284 nucleotides. RefSeq lists its product as hypothetical. NCBI's taxonomy places the organism in Eukaryota, Apicomplexa, Conoidasida, Eugregarinorida, Gregarinidae. The coding region runs from base 1 to 1284 and encodes 427 amino acids. The record is from RefSeq and is a predicted model, not a curated record. The transcript has a single exon.